Messenger RNA from Ochlerotatus camptorhynchus, 888 nucleotides. RefSeq names its product non-structural maintenance of chromosomes element 1 homolog. The record is from RefSeq and is a predicted model, not a curated record. The transcript has 3 exons. Gene Ontology annotation, cellular component: Smc5-Smc6 complex; nucleus. Lineage: Eukaryota; Metazoa; Arthropoda; Insecta; Diptera; Culicidae. Gene Ontology annotation, biological process: double-strand break repair via homologous recombination. Gene Ontology annotation, molecular function: ubiquitin-protein transferase activity. Bases 71 to 781 code for a protein of 236 amino acids.
UAGAAGCGGGAUUUUUAAAUUUGCCAUCAGUUUUACAAGUUUAGUUGCAAAAUAAAUUCAGCACUCAGAUAUGCCUUCUGCAAUGCCUUACACGGACGUACAUCGAGCGUUCCUGCAAGCCAUAUCCCAGCAUGGUACGAUGAGUGCUAAGCAGGCCUACAAAGCUUUCCUAGCCAUAUGCGCAAAAUACCACGGCAGCGAAGAGAUCCCCACGGAAGAUCAGAUCCCGGAAGUGGUUGCCACGAUCAACGGCAAAUUGUACCGGUACGAUCAGAAAAUCUGCUUCGUUCAUUUCGAUCCGGCAGAUACGGAUUUCUACGUGUUUUGCAAUCAAACUGAAUCGCAGCUCGAUCGGUUGCAAAACACCUACACCGAAUCGGAGCUGGCACUGUUCCGCCUAAUCCUACGAGAGCUGGCAUGCAACGAGGAAAACAAACUGAAACCGAUCGUUUGCCUUAAUCUAACGUCGGAGAUUAAGAGCAAGCCACUCAGCAAGGUGCGAGCCGAAGAGCUGCUGGAGGAAUGGGAAAAACUUGGAUACUUUGUUCAACUGGCUGAGAUGUGGUACUUUGGGCCGAAAACGAUUGGCGAGUUCGAUCGGUACUUGCUAGCAAACUAUCCCGAUGAGAUGCAACGGUGUAAACUGUGCAAGGAAUCAGUGUUCUAUGGCGUCAAAUGUGAUAAGUGUCCGGAUUCGUUCCACAAGGACUGCAUGAAGAAAUAUCUCAAGCGAUUAACGGCUUGCCCCGGAUGCAAGGGGUUGUGGUCUACACGCGUUUAGUGUUGGCUGGGGUGCUUGAAGUAUGUUUUAAAUGUAUUUGUGUCAUUCUACAAUUGUAGUAUAAGCUUGAAUAUAAGUUGUUUUAUAAUGUGUCCAACAAUUAUGAA